GUACGGAUAGCUCAUCGAUAUCACUUCAAGGUUGUUUGUUGUAUAGAAGCUUGAGUUUUGUAGAUGAAUACGGGUGGAGUCAAAAUAAUGAUGAUAAUCCACUGUAUAACUGAGGCCAUCAAAUUUCAUGGAAACAUUACUACUCCAUAGCGGUAGGUGGCGGUAUUUGAAGUUUCUUGCCAACUUUCAUAAAACACCGAACGAAGAAGAAGAAAAACAAGCUCGACGGGCGAGAGAGGCGGGAGGAGGCUCCAUCCUGCUUCAGCAAAUUUUGCUGAAUUUGGACCGAAUGUUGCGAAUCCUCGACGCGGGAGGCCUCCGAUCACGACUUUAGUGGACUAAAACAUCAUUCGUGUAAUCUUCGUGUCCGGUUGGAGCAGUCUCGUGCACGUUGACGCUUCUCGGCCUAGCUUAGCUUAGCACAGCUUGCUAACAAAAGAGACGUUUGUGAUCACCAACACUUCGCUAAGCAGAGCUCAAUCGUGAGCGGAAAGUGUUGUGAUCAAUGUGAAAAUGUCUGCAAGAAGGACAGCGGAGUACGAGGAGGAACUUUGUGGACCAAAAGAGGAGAAGGAGCCACGUCAAUUACUGGACGCUGUGUUCAGUCUGCAGCCUCAAAUUGUGCUACGCACAACAGACAUCACUGAAGUUCUUCAUGCUGAGCGUGAGGCGCCAGAGCCCCCUCACAUUAAAGAGGAAGUGGAGGACGAAGAGUUCCACCACAUCAAAGAGGAACCCAUUUCAGUUAAAAAAGAGGAGGAAGAAGUGAGCCCCCACAUCAAACGGGAAGAGGAGGAGGAGGAUAUCACCAAGUUUCCAUCAACUGGUGUCCCUUUGAAGAGUGAAUAUGAAGGUCAAAGUGAGGAAAGCAGAGGGGCGGAGCCUCCAAGCAGCAGGUCAACUCAACACAUGACAACAGAAGACAUCAGUGAGGAUCUUCGUCCUGAAAAGCAGGAGCCAGAGCCCACUCCCAUUAAAGAGGAAGUGGAGAACAAAGAGGUCCCCCAUAUCAAAGAGGAAGAGGUAUUGGAGCCCAUUUCCAUUAAAAAAGAGGAGGACGAAGAGCGCCCUCACAUCAAACAGGAAGAGGAGGAGGUAAUCACCAAGUUCCUAUUGACUGAUAACGCUUUGAAGAGAGAAAAUGAAGGACAGAGUGAGGAGAGCAGAAGAGGGGCGGAGCCUCCAAGCAGCAACAGCAGCUCAAGUCAACACAUGGCAACAGAAAGUGAUGGAGACCACUGUGGAGGCUCACAAGCAGACAACCUCUUCGCUCCAUUAUCAGAUAGUGACAAUGCAACGUCACACUCUCCUCACAUUCAUGAUGAUGAUAAACAGUCUGAAGGUGAUUUGACAUGUCGCACUGACAACAAACGAUGGAAAUGUUCUCAGUGUGGGAAAACAUUUGCCGAUAAGAGCAAAUUGAAACAACACAUGAGAACACAUACUGGUGAGAAGCCCUUUUCCUGCUCAGAUUGUGACCAAAGAUUCUCAAAAAACGAACACUUAAAAAUACAUACAAGAACGCAUAGUGGUGGGAAAUGUUUUUCCUGCUCAGACUGUGCUCAAAUAUUCUCCUCUAAGGGACAAUUAAAAAAACACACAAGAACCCACACUGGUGAGAAACCUUUUUCCUGUUCAGUUUGCAGUAAAAGAUUCACUCAGAAGGGACAUUUAAAAAUACAUACAAGAACCCACACUGGUGAGAAACCUUUUUCCUGCUCAGUUUGUGGUCAAAGAUUUUCUCAGAAGACCACCUUAAAAAUACAUACAAGAACCCACACUGGUGAGAAACCUUUUUCCUGCUCAGUUUGCAGUAAAAGAUUCACUCAGACGGGACAUUUAAAAAUACACACAAGAACCCACACUGGUGAGAAACCUUUUUCCUGCUCAAUUUGCAGUCAAAGAUUCACUCAGAAGGGAUAUUUAAAAAUACACACAAGAACCCACACUGGUGAGAAACCUUUUUCCUGCUCAGUUUGUGCCCAAAGAUUUUCUCACAAGAGAACCUUAAAAAUACACACAAGAACACACGCUGUUGAGAAACCUUUUUCCUGCUCAGUUUGCAGUUAAAGAUUCACUCAGAAGGGACAUUUAAAAAAUAUACACAAGAACCCACAAUGGUGGAAAUCCUGUUUCCUGCUCAGUUUGUGGUCAAAGAUUCCCUUAUAAGACUCGGACUAAGACACAUAAGUGUGCUGGUGAGAAUAGCCGUGACCAAGAAGCUAUCAAUGAAAAUGUUUAAUAUCAAAAGUAAUUACUUACAAAAAUCUGGUAUUAUGUGUCCAUCCAUUUUCUGAGCUGCUUCUCCUCACUAGGGUCGCAGGCGUGCUGGAGCCUAUCCCAGCUGUCAUCGGGCAGGAGGCGGGGUACACCCGGAACUGGUUGCCAGCCAAUCGCAGGGCACAUAGAAACAAACAACCAUUUGCACUCACUUUCAUGCCUACGGGCAAUUUAGAGUCUCCAAUUAAUGCAUGUUUUUGGGAUGUGGGAGGAAACCCACGCAGGCACGGGGAGAACAUGCAAACUCCACACAGGCGGGGCCAGGGAUUGAACCCGGGUCCUCAGAACUGUGAGGCUGACGCUCUAACCAGUCGUCCACCGUGCCGCCUGUAUUAUGUGUGCCAUCUUUUAUUUUAUCCAUCUUCUUCUUGUCCAUAUUUCUAAAAACCUGUGGAGAAGUGUUGAGAUUUUGCACUGGUGCCAAAUACUGUAAAGGAAUUAGUUAAUGGUGAGACCAUAGGCACUUAUUCCGUAGUUCUGGACUUACACGUCUGCAGAAAAGAAACCCUCCAAAAUAGCCUCAGUUGUGAUGAUGGGCUCGUUUUCUGAUGAAAUAUAUAUUUUUCAGCCAGAUUUUGGCCCUCCCACAUUUUGGACAGUCAGCCUGUGACAGCCGGACGCGUAGCGAUCAGGAGCCGAUUACGUUUCCUAACUGGACUUCUCUGUGUUCUGUGGUGUCAUUUUGGCCCAUAUUGAAAGUCUGGAUGUCGUUUUCUGGACAAUAAGUUAAAAUAGUGAAAGUGAAAUAUGUUGGAAGACCGUUGAAAUGCGUCCUUGAGGAAAGCAAGAUCGGAUGACCCGUGAUGAGGCUCCCCUGCCAAACGCGUUACGUCGCUUAAUGUUCAGAAACUUCAGUUGAUCGGAUCUCAUCUGAUCCAUUAAAUCUAAAAUAUCGGGCUGAUCGUUGUAAUAUUUUCAGAAGUAGAAACUGCCUUGAGUAGAGAUGUCCGCAUAAAUUUUGGUGAUUAUUGACAGUUUUGGGACAUUAAGCCACGUUUCUUGGGUUCAUGCAUGAGGCUUGCAAGGUGAGUUUAAUUUUCUUUAGUAUAAAAUACAGUGAAAUAUGGACCAUUAAGAGCCAUUCAUCCUCCAAGCAAGGCAUAAAUUUUGGCCAAUGUUUUAGUGAUGUCGAUAUCAAGUAAGUGAAGAUUGAUUGAACUACACUGUAAAGAAACUUUAAAUUUUUGGUGGUCAACUGUAAAGUGUAUAUGUGAUCCUUAAUAAAAUACACAUCUUGAAACAG
Molecule: messenger RNA, 3523 nt
Organism: Phyllopteryx taeniolatus (common seadragon)
Lineage: Eukaryota; Metazoa; Chordata; Actinopteri; Syngnathiformes; Syngnathidae
Product: oocyte zinc finger protein XlCOF22-like
Exons: 4
Coding region: 514-2070 (518 amino acids)
Cellular component (GO): nucleus
Source: RefSeq, a predicted model, not a curated record